AUGAAUGCUGCGGUGAUACAUCCUGCCAGCAAUUGCACCAAGCGGCCACUCCCAAGCCACAACUCUGCUGAUACCUUUCGGCUUUCUCGACGACUUUUCGCUGUUGAUGGGACCUUUUUAAAGGCCCAGUUUGUACUUACUCUCCUUGUUGCUGUUGGUAUUGACGCUAACGGGGAGAUUGUGCUCUUGGCCUGGGCUGUAGUAGAGUCAGAGAAUGGCCCUGCUUGGGAGUGGUUUCUCCAGCAUCUUCGCUGGAGUAUACCCUCACUUGCAGGAGAGCCAGCAACUGUUAUCUCGGAUAGGGAUAAACGUCUUGCUGAAGCUCAGAGAGUCCUUAGACCCUUAGUAGUAGCAGCUCAUUGCUGCUACCAUCUUAAAGGCAACUUCACUAACCGCUUUAGGAGGGCCCUUAGCCCGGAUUUCUAG
Messenger RNA from Venustampulla echinocandica, 426 nucleotides. RefSeq lists its product as uncharacterized. The transcript has a single exon. The record is from RefSeq and is a predicted model, not a curated record. NCBI's taxonomy places the organism in Eukaryota, Fungi, Ascomycota, Leotiomycetes, Helotiales, Pleuroascaceae. The coding region runs from base 1 to 426 and encodes 141 amino acids.